Molecule: messenger RNA, 1236 nt
Organism: Paraglomus occultum
Lineage: Eukaryota; Fungi; Glomeromycota; Glomeromycetes; Paraglomerales; Paraglomeraceae
Source: the annotation of a GenBank genome assembly
AUGUCAAGUAAUAACAACUUGACCAAGAAUAAAGAUAAGCCUGUCAAUGGAAACUCUCAUGUCUACUUUGAACAAAAUACUUCCGCCAACUCAGACUCAAACUACGUAUCCCAACCAUACACAAAUGGCACCCACCUUCCACAAGCUACUGACUCUAAUGGGACCCAGCAACAACAGUCACAGCAGACCCAGGAGAAACAAAUCCAACCACCAUCACAGCAUCAGCAACCAUCGCAACCAUCGCAACGAACAACACACGAACAUACUAGCUACAUCUCAAAACCGACUUUCGGUCUGCCUGACUUUGUAUUAUUAGAAACACUCGGCACGGGAACCUUUGGACGAGUGUUUCUUACAAAGUACAAACAUACCGAGAACUACUAUGCCAUGAAAGUACUGAAAAAGGUAGAAGUCGUACGGCUCAAGCAAGUCGAGCACAUCAAUUCGGAAAAGCAAAUACUGAGUCAAGUACAUCACCCGUUUAUUGUGAAUUUAUUCUGCACUUUUCAAGACGACAGGAACUUGUACAUGUUAUUAGAAUAUGUCAUUGGUGGAGAACUUUUCUCUCAUCUUCGAAAAGCGGGACGAUUUCACAACGAUAUUACCAGAUUUUACGCAGCAGAGAUUGUUCUUGCGAUAGAGUACAUGCAUUCGAAGGAUAUUAUUUAUAGGGAUUUAAAACCAGAAAACUUGCUAUUGGAUUCACGAGGGCAUGUAAAGAUUACUGAUUUCGGGUUUGCCAAAAAAGUUGAAGAUCGUACUUGGACAUUGUGUGGGACGCCCGAAUACUUAGCACCAGAGAUUAUCCAGAGCAAAGGACACGGAAAAGCAGUUGAUUGGUGGGCAUUAGGGAUCCUAAUAUUCGAAAUGUUGGCAGGCUAUCCCCCAUUUUUCGAUGAUAAUCCGUUUGGAAUAUACGAAAAAAUUCUAGCCGGAAAAUUACAAUUCCCACAUCACUUUGAUGGAGCGGCAAGGGAUCUAAUCAAGCGCCUCCUUACGGCUGACCGCACAAAACGACUAGGAAAUCUACGUGGCGGCAGUGAUGAUGUCAAACGACAUAAAUGGUUCCGUGAGGUUGACUGGCAAGGUCUAUACGACAGACGAGUCCCAGCACCGAUUGUACCGCCGUAUCAACAUCCAGGGGACACGAGCAAUUUUGAAAAAUAUGCAGAACCGACAGAAGAAGAAACUGGCUUUGAUGGCGGUGGAGAGAAUACAAGAUUUCAAAUGGGAUAA